CGGAGCGUGCAGGGGGGCGCUAAUGACAAGGAUUUCACCCCUUCACUAUAAACACAUCCCUCGGCUUUCAGCAGAGGAAAACAUUUGCACAAUGUCUGGCCGUCGCGAUCCCAGGCCAUGACAGCGGUUCACGUCGGACAGAGUCAAAGAAAACCUCGCAGCUGCCUUAUUUUCGACGCGGACCGCCUCGCCGGAACCGAACCUCGACAUCAAAUUACGGAGCCGCUCUGCCUGCCUCCGAACUAACCAUGCUAACGUUAGCCAGCUAGCUAGCACUUUUCCAACACUUUGCAUUUGAAAGAGGAGGUGAUUGAGUGAGCUAUCGAGGUGUCGAAACUCUAUUCUCUAUUUGUCGUCGUGUCUGAUAGGCUUGGGCUUGCUGCAGAUGUCAAAAAGACGCGGAACGAGCCGUAACUGAUUCGAGUUAAAUGCCCCUUUAGCAGCUGCUGUAACGGUAAUCGUGUGUCACAGUUGAGCUAGCCAGUUUGCUAGCCGAGCAGUUGUUUUUGAAUGGGGUGCAGUUUCUGUAAUUGUCGCUAAACUAAACCGGCUGGGGUAACCUUACACAUCGGUCACCAGUUUUGGAAGACGCUGUCAGACGUAAGAUUCAAGAAAUGGUUCUAAGGAGUUGCUGGAAAUCUCGACACAAGAUCGCCGGACCUGCUCACUGCUGGAUGCGACCCGGCUUCGCUGCCCUGCUGUGGCUGUGCCUGACCCAGUUUGGAUCCGGUAGCGGGGCGGUGGGAGAGACCAAAUCCGUGGUCCAGAAAGAUGCGGAGUUUGAUGUCACCUACAAUGACACGGUUACAAGUGACAACCAGACCAUCUAUGCUUUUAAUCACACCAUCUCCAGGAAUAAGACGGAGGGGGUACGUGUGACUGUGGACGUGCUGUCAGAGGGAUUGGAGAGCCCUAUCCUUUUUGUGGUACGGCAAAAACAGGCUGUGCUAUCCUUCCAGGUCCCACUCAUCCUAAGAGGCCUGUACCAGAGGAAGUACCCGUAUGCCCAUGUGGGCCGGACGCUGUGCCAGCCUCCAACCCGGGCCGCCUCUGAAACCCAGUACUUCUUUGUGGAUGUGUCUACCCUGUCCAGCCUGGGUACACACUAUCAGCUCAGGGUCAGCCGCGUCGACAGCUUCACCCUGCAGACAGACAAGAAAUUCAGCUUUACUGCCUCGCCAUCUCAGCCACAGUACUUCAAGUAUGUUUUUCCUGAUGGCGUUGACACCGUGAUCGUCAAAGUCAGCUCAGAGAUGAACUUCCCCUGCUCCGUCAUGUCCAUCCAGGACAUCCAGUGCCCUGUGUAUGAUCUUGACAACAAUGUGGCCUUCAUUGGGAUGUACCAGACCAUGACCAAGAAAGGUGCCAUCACCGUGCAGAGAAAGGAUUUCCCCAGCAACAGCUUCUACGUGGUGGUCGUGGUGAAAACAGAGGACGAGGCGUGUGGAGGUCCACUGCGCUUCUACCCCCUCCGCCCUGAUGAGCUGAUCAACGCCGGCAACCGCACCAAGGUCCUCGAUGUGGUGGUCUCUCCCGCCAUCAACUCGGAGGUGUACGUGAUGGGUAUGCUGUUCUGUCUGGGCAUCUUCCUGUCCUUCUAUCUGCUCACCUUCCUGGUGGCCUGUCUCCAAAACAAGCGAAUGAACAAGAGAGAGGCGCUUCUGAAUCCUGCCGACAUGUCGCCCGCAGAGACAGCCUCUCUGCUUGGAAAGACUCCAGCCUCACCAUAUGAAUACGGCUCCUUUGCUGACAAUGGCAGCACGCUGAGUUCAGAGGCCGUGACUGACAGCGCCACUUCAACCGACAAUAACUACGGCUACAUGGAGCGCUCGCUGGACAGUGUUGGGCGAAGCCGGCAGGAGUCUCUGAGCUCGGUGGAGGAGGAUGACUACGACACGCUGGCUGACAUCGAUUCAGAUAAAAACAUUGUACGCACCAAGAAAUUCCUGUGUGUGUCUGACCUGGCCCGCAAAGACAAGAGGAUCCUCAGCAAGAAAUACCAAAUCUACUUUUGGAACAUCGCCACUAUCGCUGUGUUCUACGCCUUGCCAGUCAUCCAGCUGGUCAUCACCUAUCAAACAGUUGUUAACGUCACAGGAAACCAGGACAUCUGCUACUAUAACUUCCUGUGUGCUCACCCACUGGGAGCUCUAAGUGCGUUCAACAACAUCCUCAGCAACCUGGGUUAUGUGAUGCUGGGACUGCUCUUCCUCCUCAUCGUCCUCAAGAGAGACAUCGUUCACAAUCGUGCCCUGCUCCGCAAUGACCUCAAUGCGCUGGAGUGUGGUAUCCCAAAGCACUUUGGUCUGUUCUACGCCAUGGGAACAGCUCUAAUGAUGGAGGGCCUGCUCAGCGCCUGUUACCACGUCUGUCCAAACUACACCAACUUUCAGUUUGACACCUCUUUCAUGUACAUGAUAGCCGGGCUGUGCAUGCUGAAGCUGUAUCAGAAGAGGCACCCGGACAUCAAUGCCAGCGCUUACACUGCCUACGCCUGCCUGGCUGCUGUCAUCUUCUUCUCUGUGCUGGGAGUGGUAUUUGGGAAAGGCAACAUGGUGUUUUGGAUCGUGUUUUCAGUGAUCCACAUCCUGGCCACCCUCCUCCUCAGCACCCAGCUCUACUACAUGGGCCGAUGGAGGCUCGACUCGGGGAUCCUGCGCAGGAUGGUGUACGUCAUUUACACAGACUGCAUCAGACAAUGCAGCGGACCCAUGUACAUUGAUCGCAUGGUUCUGCUCGUGAUGGGGAACAUCAUCAACUGGUCUCUGGCUGCUUACGGUCUCAUAGAGAGACCUAAUGACUUUGCGUCCUACCUGUUGGCCAUCGCCAUCUGUAACCUGCUCCUCUACUUUGCCUUUUACAUCAUUAUGAAGCUGCGGAGCGGAGAGCGAAUCCAGUGUCUGGCAUUAGUGUGUAUUCUCUUCACGGCCGUGGUGUGGGGCUUCGCACUGUUUUUCUUCUUCCAGGGCCUCAGCACCUGGCAGAAAACUCCAGCAGAGUCUCGUGAGCACAACAGGGACUGUAUCCUGCUCUCGUUCUUUGACGACCACGACAUUUGGCACUUCCUGUCCUCCAUCGCCAUGUUUGGAUCCUUCCUGGUCCUCCUGACUAUGGAUGAUGACCUCGACACCGUCCAGAGAGACAAGAUCUAUGUCUUCUAGAUCUGUCAGAUCCACAACGAGGAGCUCAGCUCUUCCUCUCUGCCUUAUUGCCUCACUCUCGUCUCUUUCUAGCAUUUUGUUCUUAAAAGAAAAAACAGCCAGUAGUCCGUCUCCAGAGCUGUGAUGUGGGCUUGUCUCAGCCUCUCACAGCCAAUCACAAGUUAGGGAGGGGUGAUAAUCCUUCCCUCCAUCCGUCCCUCCCUCCACCUGUAUGGACACUGGACGUGCCAAUCAAGAGUUGGGUCAAGCUCAAGUGAUGUUGAAGUUUUUUGUUGUCUUGCUGCCACCAUCGAUAUAACUGUUGUAAUUGAUGUUUACUUAUCGCUGACGAUGAAGAUGAUAAUGUACGCUCUUGCUAAGAAAAAAGAAAAAUGGUUCAUAUUAACUUAUUUUAUACUGUCUGCAUUACAUUUUACCUACAAGUCAACAAUGCAUUUUGAAAUGAUGCUGUUUGUAUGCUGUAUGUUUAUACGCUGUGUGCAAGAGUUUGUAAAAGUGUGUGUGUGUGUGUGAGUGUGUGAGUGUUCAAACAUUAAUAUGUGUGAGAAUAUUAUUCCUGUUCAGUCUGUCAGUGGCCUUUAAUGUUCUAAUCAUGUUAGUCUGAUACUGUACUCUGAUUGGUCAGAUUCUCAAGAUACCCAUCCUCCUCCAUGGAGAAUAUCGCUGAUGAUGAUGAUUGUAUUCUACUUAACUUCCUUAGAGUCUAAGAAAGUAUUUUUUGCACUGUAUGGUAUGGGAAAACAAUGAUUACAAUGUCAAAAACAAUGCAAAGGCACGGUUACUGAAUAAAGGUCUUGUUUUCAUA
Messenger RNA from Myripristis murdjan (pinecone soldierfish), 3966 nucleotides. It is a transcript of the gene sidt2, whose product is annotated as SID1 transmembrane family, member 2. The coding region runs from base 615 to 3161 and encodes 848 amino acids. Gene Ontology annotation, biological process: RNA transport. Gene Ontology annotation, molecular function: double-stranded RNA binding; RNA transmembrane transporter activity. The record is from RefSeq and is a predicted model, not a curated record. The transcript has 26 exons. Gene Ontology annotation, cellular component: plasma membrane; lysosome. NCBI's taxonomy places the organism in Eukaryota, Metazoa, Chordata, Actinopteri, Holocentriformes, Holocentridae.